GCAACAGACAAAGCUGUCAAGCUUCUUCAACUUGUCACAAUUUGUUUAUAAACUUAAAAGACUGAGUAAUCUAAGGAAAUGGAUGUUAAAAAUUUGGAACCCUAUGCUAUAAUAGGAUUUGACGGUUCAGCAAUCAAAGGUCUAAAAAUCCACGCGGAUGGCCAACACAUCGUCUACCCAAUGGGCAAUAAAGUCUGCGUUCAGGACUGGAAGACGAAGAAGAUGUUCUUCCUUAGCGGUCACACGAACAGUGUGUCCACGGUAGCCGUGUCCCCUAAAGGCACGUACAUCGGCUCAGGGCAGAUCAACCAUAUCGGCUUCAAGGCAUCAGCUAAAUUGUGGGACUUUAAGAAGAGGACUUGUCUUGGCAGCCAUGAGUUACACAAGGUGCGCGUAGAAGCCCUAGCGUUCUCGUCGGACGAGCGCUACAUGGUGUCGCUGGGCGGGCGCGACGACGGCUGCGUGGUGCUGUGGGACUGCGGCGCCGGCUCGGCCACCGGCACCGCGCCCGCCGCGCGCCUCACCACCGGCGACGCCGUCACGCUCACGCCGCUCCACCGCAGGGCCAACUCCUUCGUCACCGGCGGGGACUCGAACCUCCGCGUGUGGAACAUCCGCGCGGAGAGCAAGGCGCUGGACGUGGUGGACGUGUCGCUGGGCAAGCUGCGGCGCUGCGUGCGCUGCGUCACCGUCAGCGCCGACGACGCGUACGGCUACGCCGGCACCACUUCAGGCGACAUGAUAAAGUUCUCGAUCAACUACCCGCCGGAGCCGACCGCGCCCGUCGCCAACAUCAAGCCGACGCUGCUGGGCUGCCUUGCCAAGUGCGGGCCCUGGCGGAAGGGGAAACGACCGGACUCCGUGUGCUACAGCCAAGGUAUAGAAUCUAUACUGAUAAUGUCGGACGGCUGUCUGAUCGUGGGUGCCGGAGACGGCACCGUGGACGUCCUGGAUGAGAUCAACUGGAAGGGUGAAUUUCCUAAAGGGAAGAUUUUAGAUCCUAACAGACCGCAUUUUAGAGCGCUCAAGACAACAAAGCUGGAAGGCAGCAUCACAUCGCUGGAGCUGCUGACGCCAGCGUCGGGCGCGCGACUGCUGCUGGCCGGCACGCGCUCCAGCGAGAUCUACGCCAUCGAGCUGGACUCCUUCGUGCCCACGCUCGUGGUCACCUGCCACCGCUGCGCCAUCAACGCCAUUGCCUUCCCGAGGGGCAUGUCGGGGGUGUUCGCGACGGCGGGCGGCGGCGACGUGCGCGUGUGGUGCGUGGACUCGGCGCAGGAGCUGCUGCGCAUCGUGGUGCCCAACUUCACGUGCGCCGCCGUACUGUUCUCCGCUGACGGCAAGUCCAUCGUCACCGGUUGGAACGACGGCAACAUCCGCGCGUUCACGCCGCUCACCGGCCGCCUCAUAUACUGCAUCUACAACACGCACAACAAGGGCACCUCCGCACUCGACAUGACCAAAGAUGGCCGCACCCUCAUAUCUGGGGGAUGUGAAGGACAGGUGCGCGUAUGGGACAUCCAGCCGCAGCAGCAGAACCUGAAGAAGGUGCUGAAGGAGCACAAGAGCCCCGUGUCCGCCAUCCAGGUGUCGCCCAACGACUGCGAGGCCGUCAGCGCGGGCACCGACGGCUCCUGCAUCAUAUGGGACCUGCUGUCGCUCUCGCGUCGGCAAGUGAUGUACGCAAACACGUUGUUCAUGUGCGUGUGCUUCGAGCCGCUGGGCUGCCAGCUGCUGACAGGCGGCACCGACCGCCGCGUGGCCUACUGGGAGGCAGGCAGCGGCAACCUGGCCAGAGAGUUGGAAGCCAGCAAGCAGGGCGCGAUCAAUGGCGUCCACAUCACACAGGACGGACGCCUCUUCGUGACCGGUGGCAACGAUCAGAUGGUCAAAUUGUGGAAGUACCAGGAGGGCAUAUACACGCACGUAGGGCUCGGUCACGCCGGCGCGGUGACGUGCGCGCGCUUCAGUCCCGACGCGCGCCGCGUCGUCAGCUGCUGCGCCGCCGGCUCCAUCAUCAUAUGGAACAUGCCGGAGGUGUACCUGCGAGACAGCCAGCAGUCCGGCGAGCAAUCCCUGCAGCAGCAGCUGCGUCUGCCGCUCGAGCACAGGCCGCGCGCGGGCGGGGACCGGCCCAACAAGCUUCCCGCCGCGCCUUCCAAGGUGGAAAAAAUCGAAUCGAUGGAUACGACGCGCAGCAGCGUGCACUCGUGCUGCCCGUGCGACGCUGCGCAGUCUAAGCGGUCCGACAAGUCCGACAAAUCCGACAAGUCCAACAAGUCCAACAAGUCCAACGGCCCCAACAGAAGCCCUCUGCAAACCGGCGCCGGCGUCAAGUGCUGCAAACCGCCUGAUAAUCUACCUACAAGGACUACAAGCAAGGAUUACAUAAAUAGCAACAGUGAUAAGAAGAAAUAGCGUGUCCUCAAGCCAAAAUCUACUUGUAUUCAUAUUAUUUAUUAUUUUUAUAACUAUUUAUAGUAAAAUAAAAAC
Messenger RNA from Bicyclus anynana (squinting bush brown), 2493 nucleotides. RefSeq names its product cilia- and flagella-associated protein 52. Lineage: Eukaryota; Metazoa; Arthropoda; Insecta; Lepidoptera; Nymphalidae. The coding region runs from base 79 to 2418 and encodes 779 amino acids. The record is from RefSeq and is a predicted model, not a curated record. Gene Ontology annotation, molecular function: protein binding. The transcript has 16 exons. Gene Ontology annotation, biological process: cilium assembly.